Molecule: messenger RNA, 6261 nt
Organism: Lepisosteus oculatus (spotted gar)
Lineage: Eukaryota; Metazoa; Chordata; Actinopteri; Semionotiformes; Lepisosteidae
Source: RefSeq, a predicted model, not a curated record
UGGUACUUUGUUGUUUCAGAUGGAACUACAGUCUGCCAACAGGAAUCCGCAGAUAUUUCCUUUCCCAUGUCAGGAAUACAAUCUGGACAUUGUUGAGAACUAUUUUUCUCGGUGUUUCCAAGUUAUCAGUAUGCUGAGUUAUUGGGAUCUUAUAACAAAAAAGUUCCCCUAGACUGUUUUUUCUUCUAAUUACAGAGAUGCAUAAAUUACAAUGAUGAGUAAAGGUGCGGAAACACGCUUCGCUGAAUCAAGUAUGACAGAUACAGCAGUUGAUUUCUGAGCGCAAUGGGUUUCAUUACUGCCUUGUGGAGAUUAUUAUGCCACCUAAAAGCCUGAUCAAUGAUCUCAGAUCAUUGAAAUCAACACUACUGUACUACUAAUUACACGCUGGGAGAUAUUAAGUUACGUCAGUUAAUUAAAACAAGUUUUGCUUUGAUCAAAGCUUAUAAUUGGAACAACAGUUAUAUGAAUAGCAGUAAUCCUUCAUGUGUCUUUAGCGUAAAGGACAAAGACCUUCAGAAAUCGAUAGGGCACUAACAGAGCAGCCAAAUUUUGUCAAUGGUCAAUGGAGCCGCUAGAGGGCGGUGAUGAGACAUUCCAAAGGCAGCAUUCCCACGAUGAAAUUAAGGAAUUGGCUGUACCUGUGGACACCAAUCUGUAUAAAAGGCAUACUGGGGGGCGAAGACUCUGUUUGCACAAGCCUUUCUAUGUCUUUCUGGUAGUGAGGUGCUACGUUUGCUUGAACUACUGGGAGGAAGUCUUUAAUACUUAGUGCGGGGUUAGUGUUAAAGUAGUCAGUAGUUCUGAGUGCCAAGAUCACUCAUACAGUAGCUGUGCCAGCUGCCGGUAAGAAGGAAGAUGGUCAUUGCGUGGACUGACCCCAGAGGUUCGGCCGAGUGCUAAUCUUUUGGGACAAACAUGUCUCAGCCCGAGGUUCUUUGUCCCAGUUCCUGGAUGCCCUCGGAGCUGAUGGGGCAGAAGAAACUAUUGGGCUUUGGUGUUCUGCUGGCUUGGCUGCUGUUAUUCCACCUGCUGGUGAAUGUGUGGCUGCUGUGCAUUUUUACCAGCCUUCUGGUUGUCCUGGGCGGUUGGCUGGGGUCUCAGGCUAUCCUUCACAUGAAAAGCGUCGUCCACUUGGAACGGUUUGUCACGCUGGAGAAGAUGCCACACUCCCCGGAGGCUGAGGCGCUGCUGGACAAAGAAAUUCACGACACAGUCAGGAAGAUCAUCCGGGACUUUGUGUCGUCCUGGUACAGGACUGUGUCCAGGGAGCCGGAGUUUGAGAUAGAAGUGCAGAAUGCUAUGCUGUCCAUGGCCAUGGAGCUGAAGAAGAGAGCCAGGAGGGUGGACAGAAAAGCUCUUGCACAAAGAGCCUUACAGCUUUGUGACUCCCACUUGCAAAGUUACAUGAGAGCAAAAGAGAUCAUUGGAGAGCCGGAGAAGCAGCCGGAGGGUGAUAACCGGUAUCCGGAGGGGAGCCUCUGGAAGCUGUAUUGUAAAGGUAGCGAUCCCCACCCUGCUCUCAGAAGCUCUGCUGUGGAGGUAAACUACGCAAGGGCUAUGGUGGACCUGCUCCUACAUGUGUUAGUGCCACCUCCCCAUUUGGAAACCAGAACAGGAAGAUACGUGGUCGGGGAGCUAAUAACCUGUAACGUUCUUCUCCCUCUCAUCACAAAGAUGUCGGAUCCCGACUGGCUGAAUGUAAUGAUCAUGAACAUUUUCACAAAGGCCGGCACGCCAGCUCCGGAAGAGAGAGAUCUGCUGGCUCCUUCGCCGACACUUCCUCCAGCUCCGCAGCAGCCGGAUGAGCAACGAAGGAAUCUGGAAAUCCCAAGUUCUUUACCUCUGAAAGUCCAGCUGGAAACUCCCAGCAUCAGCGAAGCUCCCACGCCGGAGAUCAAUGCGUUUCAUAUAAUCGAGGAAUCUGACUUUUCCAGCUUCCAGGACAUUGAAGAAGAGGACUCCAAGCAUGAUGGGACUGUUAACCCCUUCUCCACCAUUAAGACUGGUGGAUGUACUGAAAUGGAUUACCUGAGCCCGGAACCCUUCAACCCUUUCUACUGUGAGGACUCUGACCUUGAGUCUCCUCUGUCUGAUUUCCGAAAAAGCUCAGUGGAGUCUUUAGAUCUGAUUGGAGCUGAUGAAACAAUGUCUGAUAGACCCAGAGACUGUGUUACUCCCAUAGAGACUAGCAGCAUGUUGGACCCUGAAGAAGAGUUUCAAAGUGACAGGGGUUUAGGAGAGGCCACUUCCCAAAAAGUGCUUGUUCCAGAUGGUCUGACCCUCAAAACAGUGAUCGAUCCCGUGGUCCCGAUAGUGGAACCUAAAGAGGAAAGGCCAACCAGCUUUGUGGGUCUUGGCAAUGUCAUUUUCCAAGAGCCAGGCAAGCACAGCUCUAGCCAGGAGAAAGAAUCCUUGAUCUCGGAGCUGGCAGGAACCGCUAACCCUCAUGAGCUCUCAGUGGCAGUACCUGUGCAGACCUCAUCACCUGUGAUGGGAGUGGUUUCCCUGGCUCCGUUCAGCUUUGAGCCGCUUAGCAGUCCAGAUGGUCCCGUUAUCAUCCAGAACUUGAGAAUCACAGGAACCAUAACAGCCAAAGAGCACAGAGGCACAGGGUCCCACCCCUACACUCUGUACACUGUCAAGUAUGAGACUGCAGUUGACAUGGAGAACCCAGGCUCUCUUCAGCCAGUGGCCUAUCAUAUGGUGAACCGGCGCUACAGUGAGUUCCUUAACCUUCAGACCCGGCUGGAGGAGAAACCUGAGCUUCGAAAACUCAUCAAAAAUGUCAAAGGACCAAAGAAGCUUUUCCCAGACCUUCCUUUUGGAAACAUGGACAGUGACAAAGUUGAAGCUAGAAAAAGCCUUCUGGAAUCUUUCCUUAAGCAACUUUGUGCAAUUCCUGAAGCAGCUAACAGUGAGGAGAUGCAGGAGUUUCUCGCCCUAAAUACAGAUGCAAGAAUAGCAUUUGUGAAAAAGCCUUUCAUCGUAUCGAGGAUAGACAAGAUUGUGGUGAAUGCAAUUGUGGACACUCUAAAAACUGCCUUUCCACGCUCAGAGCCGCAGAGCCCAACGGAGGACAUGGGCGAGAGUGAGCCCGAUGGGAAGGCCCAAAGUGACAGUAAGAAAACCAAGUCUCGACUGAGGUUCUCCAGUAAAAUCGCCCCUGUUCUCAGUGUGUCUGAUAUGCAGCCUAAAGUGCUGUAUUCCUUUGAUGAUAGGAGCACAGUGUUCAAUGGCUUCUCCUUGACUGACCUUGAAGACUUCAUUCAGGAGCAGGAGAGGGGCCUGAGCCAACCCUCAGAACAAGAAGAUGAUGUGAAGGAAGAGAGAGAUAAGGAGGAAGACAGCAGCACUGAAGCUCGGGAGGAGGAUCUGCACAGCGCAGUCAAGCCGAGCUCUGCUGAUGAAAUGGCCUUAGCAGACGUAGCCCUCAAUAUCGUUUGCUUGCUUAUGAAAGACGAGUGGAGCUGGCUUUGUUCUGACAACAUCCAGAAGACAAUCAGGCAGUUUUUUGGGACGCUAAUCGACAGGUGGCUGGAUGUACAUUUCACCAACUUCACCUGCACCCAGUACUGGGUGAUCUACCUCCGACUUCUGCAGGAAGCUAUCUGGCCUGGGGGCUGCCUGCCAGUCAGGCCCAGACCUGUCCGCACCGCAGAGCAGAAGGAGGAGGCGAAGAAGGAGUCUCUUCAGUGCCUCAUGAGUCUCCUGCCUGAUAUGCUGGGUUCUGAGAAAUACAAACUGAGCUGGAAAGUGGUUUUGGAGUCGCUGCAGGAUCCCUACAUUAACAGGCAUCUGGUUUACUGUGUCUGGGAUCUCCUGCUGGAGUUUCUGGUUCCAGAGGCGUCAGAUCAGGACUUUCAGAAAUGUCUCCUCAGCCACCUUUCUAGGAACAUGGACAAAUCGGCAGUGUGAGAAUAUUCAAACACUAGUAAAACAAUGCAGGAACUGUGUUUACCAGCGUGGCGUUUACAAUCAUGUCCCCACCUUCACCUUCUGCGUUUGGAUUAAAGUUCUGGUGUCUCAUUGUUGUUGCACAAGACCCCUCUGGAGCUGUCAGUCUGAAGUAAUUUGGAUCUGGAUUGAAUUUAGAUUAGUGUGUUCAGUUUCCAACACAUACACAUGUCCUUAUGAGCUUUGAUUACAAAGCCACCUGUUUCGUGUUUUGUUGAAUACCUCUUGGAUUCUAAAGUUCUCUAUGUACCGGAUCUGAUUUUGUGAAAAGCACCCCUAUCCUGCUCUCUAACUUAAGUCAAACUACUUUCAGAUGUAUAUGACACAAUUAUAAUCCCUUCUGUUUUUUUUAUUUCCUCAUUUGUGGAAAUAGUAGAAUUUACUGAAGUCUGCAAUGCUGAUAAGGCCUGGCUGUGAACUAACAGAGAGCUGGUGUUUGUAAGUCUCACGGAAGUUUGCAGUGUGUUUUUGCACUGUUCAUCACCCCAUGCUUGAUCUGUGAAUCUGCUUUUUUUCAGCUUUUGUAAACAUGCUUUCCUGUCACUGCUUUGCCACACUUAUCAAUGUGUGUGCAUGUUUUGUGCUUUCUUGCCUUUGCAUCUUGCUGCUUUAGCGUACCCUUCUAGUUUAAGCUGCGGUUUAUGACAGUGUAACAUGAUCAUGUUUUAGAUUGAGCUCAGCUUUUACCAGUUGUACCAAAGUUUUGCCACUAUGUGCAAUAGAACAAAUGUGCAGAAUUUCAUAUAUUUAUAUAUUUGCUAAUUGUUUUGAGGACCUGUGGCUUAAAUGGGACACCAUGUUUCUGAAAAGACAAAUACUGCACUUUAAUAAUCUCACUGCCACUGUUUGACUGCAUUUUAAGUACAGUCCAGUGUUUGUAGACUGCCAAUAUUGUAUUUCUCCUAUCUUGUCUCUCUGUCUGAAAAAACACGUCCUUUGAGCUUUUGGGAUUUCUUUUUGCAAUGUAGAGGAAAUGAUCUGUGUUCUUGAUCAGUGUGGUAAUAAGUGCAUGUUUCUUUUGCUACAUGUCAUUUUGGAAUCCUUGGUUCUGUUAUAUGUGAUACAUUGCGUUCCAGACAUAUAAAGAAUUUGUUGCCGUCAUCAGAGAGAAUUCUUCAAAAUAUAUCGGACAUUCACUCUCAAAGAGUGAAGAGAAGAGAAUGCAAGAAAAACAAAUGGCAAAAUGCAUUUUGAAAGACUGUAUUGACUAAGAAAAAAAGAAAAGCUAAAAGAUCAAAUAUUCUAGUAAUAUACUUACAAUAAGCAGUGUAUUUACCUUAUCUAAAAAUGGCCAGACAUCUUAAUAGUACAAACACAGUGGAUAGUGAGCCUCUAAUUUCCUACAGUAUUGAUUGAUGGAAUUAUGCAUAUGAUGGAGUAAGAGUUUUGUGUAUUGUAAUGUUGUGUACAUUUUUAUUUAUUAGUUUCUUUAUACAUAUGUACGUGAUUUAUAAAUGUUUUUUAUUUAAAAAUAAUGAUACUGUAAGGGAGUUUACAACAUAAAUAUAUAUAUUAAUUUGUAGAUACAAUGUAUUACACUGAAACUCCAAUAUGACCUCUGUCCAUUCCUUGUCACAAAAAAUGUGAAACCUUCUACUGCAUCUCCAUAGGAACAGGAAUAUGACUAUUGUGGUUAUCAAAUGUGAAUCUGAUUUUUUUUCUUCUGGAUUGCUGGUUUUGUGGUCUUGUAUUUAGUUGGUGUAACUACAUUCCCAGGCUUGAAUGGUGUUUAAUGUUAACGCUGCCCAUGACUUUUCUGCCAUUUGUAGUAGUAGUAGUACUUACAGUAGCAGUGGUAUUAGUGCAUAAGUCAGGAUAAUGGACAGGAUAACAACAUUGUUAGACUUAAAAAAGUUAACUUAUACAGAACCAGACCUUCUCCUGCUUUUUUGUCCCUUGAUAAUUAUUAACAUAGCCAACCCUUUUAAGAAAGUGUGAGCCGGUGCAAUUGAAGUGUAUCUCCAGUACAGUUAAUUUAGGUACUUCGGGUAUGUCACUUUAAGUCUUAGCUGUGUACGCAUUCAAAUUCUUUCACUUUAUUAUCGUGCAUUCUGUAACGUUGUGUGUUUUCCAUUUGUGAAGUUUCUUCUCUUCUGUAAUUGGAAGUUUUGCUCCCGCAAUGAAGUGUCUUUAAUAUUACAUUAAUAAAAUGCAUGCAUGUUUCAUUGUGCAGGUUAGGUUGUGCUCGGAGUCUCUGAAACAAUCCAUUCCAUCCAAAUUGACUUGUGAAGUAACAUGAUCUAGAUAGAAUAAAGACCUGCAGUGGUCAAAAUGUUUGCUAACAAUAAAGAACAUUCUGUUAAA